GCGCCGCUUGAGCUAUAAUACCAGAUCUAAUAGAACCAGAGUAAUCAAAACUCCUGGUGGCAAACUUACUUGGCUAUACGAAAAGAAACCUGCUAAAGGUCCUUACUGUGGUGAUUGUGGUGGUAGGCGUUGUGCUAAAUGCGUGAGAGACCGUAUCGUCCAGGCUUUCUUGAUUGAAGAACAAAAGAUUGUUAAGAGGGUUCUCAAG
This is a messenger RNA of Racocetra fulgida, 208 nucleotides long. Lineage: Eukaryota; Fungi; Glomeromycota; Glomeromycetes; Diversisporales; Gigasporaceae. The record is from the annotation of a GenBank genome assembly.